AUGUGCAUCCCAUCCUCAGGGCUGUUCACCUCGAGGAUUGAACAGAUGAUCACCGUCGCAAUCAUGAAAUCUACGGCUGUUCCCAACUCUGAUCGCGAAGUCCCGGCCAUGUCUGACCUUCGAGUCGCUGCUGAAAAACCUCCAGCGGUGCUUGUCAACAGCGACAAACAUGUGUCUACUCACGAAGAGAAUGGUAUGGCGACAAACGGCGCAUCCAUCGACAGAUUGACCAACGAUGUCAUUGGCUUCCAUAUCGGCGACGAAGCUGCUACUAAAAUCACCGUCGUCGAGAAUCCGUCCCCUCGCGCCGAGAGGUCUCCAGCCGAAAACCAAUUCGGCACUUUAGGCACCCUUGCCAACAGUUCCCAAGCGCCGAACGACAUCUCAAACUCGGCUCUGUCCAAGCAAAGCCAUAUCAACCACGCCGAGGGCAAGAAACUCGACGUGAAACCGACCUCCACAGCCGUUACAAGCACCGAGCCUGUGGGCAUCUACUAUCCGCCACGUCGCCCAAACAUCUUCAGGGCGCGCGCAAAGCAUCUGCGUUUUCCCGAAUGUGACCGGAACCCGAUCCCAAGCCAUGCCGUUGACAAGUCUGAAGGGUUUAUGGAAGACGUUGAUGACGAUCUCUCUUUCGAGGGCUUGGAGGAAUUUCAGUCCGAGUCAAAACGGAAAAUGGCGGAGAAGACGAAGCGAUUCAUGGGUGUGGUACAGCAAUGUGAAUGGAGGUCGAGGGUGGAGGAUUUGGGAACUGUUCAGGAGAUUGAGGAGUAG
Messenger RNA from Neurospora crassa OR74A, 774 nucleotides. RefSeq lists its product as hypothetical. The record is from RefSeq and is a predicted model, not a curated record. NCBI's taxonomy places the organism in Eukaryota, Fungi, Ascomycota, Sordariomycetes, Sordariales, Sordariaceae. Bases 1 to 774 code for a protein of 257 amino acids. The transcript is spliced from 4 exons.